UUUCAUACCUUGAUCUUUCUCACACCAGCUUGUUAUCUGAAUAUAAUGAUUUUAACUUUUCGUUAUCCUCUGUUCCCCUUGACAAAUUAAUUCUCGCUUCCUGCAAGUUGAAAAAAAUUCCUGAUUUCUUGAGAAACCAAUCCUAUUUAUUUUAUCUAGACCUUUCACACAACCAGAUCUUUGGAGAGAUGCCCAACUGGAUCUGGAAACUUCCUAAUCUUUCUUACUUAGAUCUCUCUUACAAUUUUCUAGUGACUUUGGAAGGACCUAUCCUCAAUGUUUCUCUUUUUAGCCUACAUCUUCGCUCCAAUCAACUCCAAGGGCAGCUCCCAAAUAUCCCGCAUGUUGAAUACUUGGAUUUCUCAGAGAAUAGUUUGGAUCCCUCCAUUCUAGCUAACAUCAGUUGGUCCCUUCCUUCCGUUAGAUCCAUUUUUCUUUCAAGUAAUAAAUUGAAUGGGAGCAUCCCUGGAUCAAUAUGCAAUGCUACAUAUUUUGAAGGUCUAGAUUUGUCUAAUAAUUUCUUCAGUGGCACAAUUCCCCAGUGCUUGAUUGAGAUGAGUGGUUCACUUAAUGUGAUAAAUCUAAGGAAAAACAACCUCAUUGGCAUAAUUCCCGAUGCAUUUCCAGAUAAUUGUGGUUUACAAACUUUAUCUCUCAAUAAAAACCAACUAGAAGGAGGGUUACCAAAAUCUUUGGCCAAUUGCAUUGGGUUGGAGGUCUUGGACAUUGGGAACAACCACAUCGAGGGUACGUUCCCAAUUUACUUGAAGAACACAUCCUGGUUGAGCGUUCUUGUUUUGCGAUCUAACAAAUUUUACGGAUCCAUUACUCAUCUAGAACUUAAUGUCACUUGGCCAUGGCUUCAAAUUGUAGACAUAGCUUCAAAUAAUUUUACUGGUAACCUUCCAAUAAUACUUCUUUUGUCUUGGACAUCAAUGAUGGAUCGUGGGCAUGGGGUGGGCGUGGGGAGUAAUUACCUUGCAUAUAUCGGUAAUUUUUCUUAUCAAGAUACGGUAACAAUUAUUAGCAAGGGUUUAGAGAUGGAGCUGGUGAAGAUUCCAACUAUCCUCACCACCCUUGACUUCUCUUGUAACUACUUUGAUGGUCCUAUACCUGAAGAAAUUGGAGAACUCACACUGUUACAUACUCUCAACCUGUCGCAUAAUGCUUUCACAAGCGAAAUUCCACCAUCUUUGGGAAAAUUGAGUCAUCUUGAGUCACUAGACCUAUCAAACAACGAGCUUUCUGGUGAGAUUCCCGUGCAACUCGCCAAUGGUCUGAUUUUUCUGUCGGUCCUUAACCUUUCAUUCAACCAAUUGGUGGGACAGAUUCCAUUGAUGAAGCAAUUUAAUACAUUUUCGGCAACUUCCUUCGAAGGAAAUGAAAGAUUAUGUGGUUUGCCUUUGAAAACACAAUGCACAUAUGAGGAUCCACGAUUGCCACCUCCAACAUAUGAAGAAAAUCAUAAGAGUAUGAUUGAGUGGAAUUACAUAAGUGCUGAAUUGGGAUUUGUUUUUGGCUUUGGAAUUGUAAUUGCCCCCCUUAUGUUUUGGAGGAGGUGGAGAAUAUGGUACUAUAAACAUGUUGAUGACAUUAUGUUUAGGAUCUUCCCUCAACUGUGUCUUAGAAAAGAACAUCAUCAAAGACAGGCAUUCAGAAAUCAAGAGCCGAGGCACUAGUUAUGGUUAUGAGGCGCGACACCUCCAGAGAUAUGUUGCUCCAAGUUUACUCUGAAAGGUGUUUGUUGAAGUCCAUAAGGUCUCUCUGAUGGGGUUAAAUAAUUCACAGUACUUUUGUUAUACCGUUAAUAAAGAUAAUUACCAGUGUACCUUUCCAUAUAUAGACAUGUUACAUGUACCUC
This is a messenger RNA of Corylus avellana, 1861 nucleotides long. RefSeq names its product receptor-like protein 6. Gene Ontology annotation, molecular function: protein binding. The record is from RefSeq and is a predicted model, not a curated record. Lineage: Eukaryota; Viridiplantae; Streptophyta; Magnoliopsida; Fagales; Betulaceae.